CUUUCCCGUGCUAAGUUAUACAAUCCAUUUCCCUUCCUCGACCACUCUCUUCCAUACCUUCGGCGAACAGCAUCAAGUUACUCUGCAUGGACCAGUGACGAGACAAUCACCGCGCAUCCGUCAGCUUGGUGACUUAAACAUAAAUUUUCAUCUGAACCGCGCCAUAUGCCCAUUCUAUAUCUUGCCAGCAGAGCUUCUCAAGUUCCCUCUCUCUUAUGAAAUGUUACCUUUUCACAAGCUAUCUCACCACUUUUCAGAAUUACAAGCAUUAGUUUCUUCAUUCCACAAAUCAAUAACACCCCUACAAAACCCACUUCUUCCUUUGGAACUUCUAGCAAAAACACUAGACCAAAAUCCAGACAUCAAAACCUUGAAAAAUCUCCACUCCAAGAUUUUCCAUCUCAAUUCACACCAAAAUCCAUCUCUAGGAAUCAAACUCAUGAGAGCAUAUGCCGCUUGUGGAGAACCCGCGUUGACACGCAAGGUGUUUGAUGAAAUGUCUGAGAGGAAUGUUAUUUUCUACAAUGUCAUGAUUAGAAGUUACGUGAAUAACCACCAGUACAAUGAUGGGCUGUUUGUUUUUAAGGACAUGGUUAAUGGAGGGUUUAGGCCUGAUAAUUAUACUUACCCUUGUGUUCUUAAGGCUUGCUCUUGCUCGGAGAAUUUGAGCUACGGGUUGUUGAUUCAUGGAGCUGUUUUGAAGGUUCGGAUGGAUUUGAAUUUGUUUGUUGGGAAUGGUCUUAUUGCUAUGUAUGGGAAAUGUGGGUGUUUGGUUGAGGCGCGACGUGUGUUUGAUGAGAUGUUUUGUAGGGAUGUUGUUUCGUGGAACUCGAUGGUUGCGGGGUAUGCACAGAAUGAACGAUUUGAUGAUGCGUUGGAGAUUUGUAGGGAAAUGGAGGAUUUGGGACAGAGACCGGAUGGAGGUACGAUGGCUAGUCUUAUGCCGGCUGUAGCUAACACUUCGCUGGAGAAUGUUUUGUAUGUUGAGAAGAUUUUUGUGAAUUUGGAGAGGAAGAAUUUGGUAUCGUGGAAUGUGAUGAUAAGAGUUUAUAUGAAAAAUUCCAUGCCUGGAAAUGCUGUGGAUUUGUAUUUGCGAAUGGAGAAAAGUGGAGUGGAACCGGAUGCAAUCACAUGUGCUAGUGUUCUUCCGGCAUGUGGGGAUCUUUCGGCAUUGUUGUUAGGAAGGAGGAUUCAUGAGUAUGUUGAGAGGAAGAAAUUACGUCCAAAUUUGCUACUGGAGAAUUCUUUGAUCGACAUGUACGCAAGGUGUGGAUGUUUGGAAGAUGCAAAAAGAGUGUUUGACAGAAUGAAAUUCCGUGAUGUUGCAUCAUGGACUUCAUUGAUAUCUUCUUAUGGUAUGACUGGUCAAGGGUGUAAUGCUGUGGAACUCUUCACAGAAAUGCUAAAUUCAGGCCAAACUCCAGAUUCUAUUGCAUUCGUCGCAAUUCUCUCGGCUUGUAGCCAUUCAGGAUUAUUGGAUGAAGGGAAGUUUUACUUCAAACAGAUGAGAGAUGAUUUUAGAAUAACACCAAGAAUCGAACACUAUGCUUGUCUGGUUGAUCUAUUAGGACGUGCCGGCUGUGUAGAUGAGGCCUAUAAUUUUAUCAAACAAAUGCCAAUUGAGCCAAAUGAAAGAGUUUGGGGGACACUUCUUAGCUCUUGCAGGGUAUAUUUAAACAUGGAUAUUGGACUUUUAGCAGCUGACAACCUACUUCAACUAGCUCCCGAGCAAUCUGGUUACUAUGUUUUGUUAUCGAAUAUUUAUGCCAAGGCUGGUAGAUGGAAAGAAGUAACGGAAAUCCGAUCAGUAAUGAAGAGAAGAAAAAUUCGGAAAACUCCCGGCAUCAGUAAUGUUGAGCUAAACAAUCAAGUUCAUACAUUUCUUGCGGGCGACACAUCACAUCCGCAGUCGAAGGAAAUAUAUGAAGAGCUAAGUGUGCUGGUGGGGAAGAUGAAAGAGUUAGGAUAUGUACCUGAGACUGAUUCAGCACUUCAUGAUGUGGAGGAGGAGGAUAAGGAAGGCCAUCUAGCUGUUCACAGUGAAAAGUUAGCUAUUGUAUUUGCUCUUUUGAAUACACAAGAGUAUCAAAUCAGAAUUACCAAAAACCUCCGUGUUUGUGGAGAUUGUCACAUUGCUGCAAAGUUAAUCUCCAAAAUAGUCAAACGUGAAAUUGUUGUUAGAGAUACUAAUAGAUUCCACCAUUUUAAAGAUGGUCUUUGCUCUUGUGGUGAUUAUUGGUGAGGGUUCUGAUGAAAAUUUAACCGGAACUCAGCCACGCUAAAUACUGGAAUUUCGCAAUUUUGAUCGGAAUUUGGUUGUGCAUAUUUAUUGUAAGUUUAUUGCACUGUGAAGCCUGAUGACUGCUAUUGGAGCUUAGGUACAGGACUUCUGUGAACAAUCUCCUUUGAAGUGAGAAGAACACACUAGCAUAUUGUGAAUUUAUCUUUUCAGCACUGAAAUGAUUUGAGUGCAUUUAUAAGCAUAUAUUGAUGAUCUGAUUCUGGAUUGUUUUGUUUAUUGAUAAGGAUUCAUGACCUCUUCAUAUGUUAUCCAUCACGUUAAAACUCAACAAUUUUUGCAGAGGAUCAGGCUUCCCUUUCCAUUCUUUUGACCAAGCGUGAUCAAAUGGAGAGGUGGAAAUGUCUGGUAAAAGGUAAUUACAAUUUUAAUACCUAAAAAAGGGUGGAUUAUAAACCUAUAAUAGUGGAUAGAAAAGGGCACAUGAUGCAUGAAGACACAAAGAGAGAAAAUUACAGAUGAUAUUUGGGAGGGAAGGACUGAAGUUCAAGAAGAGGUGUUUAUAAAAAAAUAAGGAAGAAAAAUGAUCGUACCAGCAGGAAACAGGAAUUACUUGGAUGAAAAAGCAUUGAUAGGUAUUUCAAUUUUAAUAACUAAUGAUCCUUCAAUGUCUGGCGCCUGAAGAAUGUUUUACAGAUUUUCACAAGUGUCCCAGAUUUUCAACAAUUCAAUCUCUUUGGUUGCUUUGCCUCUACCUUUUGCAAGGCACGCAAAAAUUGAAUCAAAGAUCCUGAAAAUCCAUCUUUUUAAGCUAUAAACAAGGGAUCAAAGGUUAUGGUUUCAUGGAUCUUGCUCCUCGACAAUAUUUUCUUUUAAGAAAUGUAGUUUUCGAUGAAGAUUCUUUCCCCUUUAUUGAUUCUACUGCCACCAACACUAUUAAGCCACAAACUGUCCAUGAUGACACAUUAACCCUCUUUGAUUCUUAAUUUUCUUAACUAAUUGAACUUGCCACCCAAAGAACAUCUUUUUCAAAAACACCUACUUCAGAAUCUAGUAUGGAUAUUAUUCCCCAAACUAGUCUUGAUACUGCGUAUUGAACAAUGUCACUACUACGUCUACACCUUAUCCUCUUCACUUUGUGAUACAAUAUGACAAACUCUCCUAUUUAUAAAAACUUUAUUCCCCAAACCAAGCAUGAUCACUGGUUGGCAGCUAUGGCUAGUGAAUUCCAGUCCCUUCAACUCAACAACACUUGGGAAAUUGUUGAUCUUCCCCCUGAUAAAACGCCUACUGGGUGUAAGUGGGAUUACAUGGUCAUGUAUACGAUUGAUGGAUCUAUUGAACAGUAAAAGCUUGUUUGGUUGCAAGAGGUUGAACCCAAACUGAAGGAAAAUACUUUUUGACACAUUCUCCCCUAUGGCUAAAUUGGAAAUUGUUCGGCCGUUACUUUCCAUUAUUGCCAUACAAAAUUGGUCUCUUCAACAACUUGAUAUUAACACUGCUCUCUUGCAUGAAGAUCUCCAUGAAGAAGUCUACAUGAUCGCUCCUAAAGGUCUUACUGUCCCUAAUUCCGGUCAAGUUUGUUGUCUUCUUAAUCUUUAUAUGGUAUGAAGCAAGCUAGUUGUCACUGACAUUACUUAGGCACUUUAGCAACUAUGCUAGUUCACGGCAUCACUUACUACCACUCAUUUAAAAGUUGCCCAUCAAGAACUUUCCUGCCUAAUUGUUACUUUAUCCUACUUCUUCCAUCCUUCAUUUUAAAGGUUGCAGUGAUUCUGAUUGAGUGUCUUGCCCUGCAACUCGUAAAUCCGUGACUGGUUGUUAUUUUAUUUUUAGGAUACUCUUUAGUCUCAUAGAAAUCGAAGAAACAAAAUGUUACAUCCCAAUCAUCUUUUGAAGUUGAGUUUCGUGCCUUAGCAACUAAGCUUGGUGAAAUGGUUAUUGUAACUUUUUACUGCAAAUCCCAUUCAUUUCACAUGCCCUCCAUUAUUGUGAUAACCAAUGUAUAUUGCAGCCAAUUCAACAUUUCACAAACUACCUGAGCACAUUGACAUAUAUUUUCACGUUGUUCGGAAAAACUCCUUCCAACUUACGAGCAGUGGUGGAGCCAGAAAUUUUACACAGCCUGGGCAAAAAUUUACACCAUUUAUUAUUCAUCUGUUUUAAUUUUUCACACCUUAUUUUUACUAAUUUUGCCUAUAAUUUUACCUUUGAUUUUAUCUAAAAACCGACUAUUAAAUUGGAAGAGUACAAAGAAAAUAGGGGUUGAGCCCGGGCGCUUGCCCGGGCUGGCUGGGCCUUGGCUCCGCCCCUGCUUACGAGCUCCUUCCAACCUGCAGAUAUUCUGAUGAAGGUUUUGGAAAUUAGUCCCUUUUUUCAAAUUUUGAGUUUGACCCAAGACAAAAAAAAUAUGG
Messenger RNA from Vicia villosa (hairy vetch), 4653 nucleotides. RefSeq names its product putative pentatricopeptide repeat-containing protein At3g49142. Gene Ontology annotation, molecular function: zinc ion binding; protein binding; RNA binding. Bases 221 to 2242 code for a protein of 673 amino acids. The transcript has 2 exons. Gene Ontology annotation, biological process: RNA modification. The record is from RefSeq and is a predicted model, not a curated record. NCBI's taxonomy places the organism in Eukaryota, Viridiplantae, Streptophyta, Magnoliopsida, Fabales, Fabaceae.